UAACUUGCCUGUCCUCUCAACCCCAGGCUUACCUGCAGCAAGCCCAAGACCUGGUCAUUCUAGAGAGCAUAAUACUGCAGACCCUGGGUUUUGAGAUCACCAUUGACCACCCCCAUACCCACGUGGUGAAGUGCACCCAGCUCGUGCGAGCCAGCAAGGACUUGGCGCAGACUUCCUACUUCAUGGCUACCAACAGUACGUGGGUGUCAGAGUUUUCGCUGGAAUACACCCCUCCCGUUGUGGCCUGCGUCUGUAUCCACCUGGCUUGUAAGUGGUCCAACUGGGAGAUCCCAGUCUCCACGGACGGGAAGCACUGGUGGGAAUACGUUGAUGGCACUGUAACUCUGGAGCUCUUAGAUGAACUGACUCAUGAAUUCCUACAGAUCCUUGAGAAAACUCCCAACCGGCUUAAACGUAUCCGGAACUGGCGGGCUACUCAAGCAGCCAGAAAGUCGAAGGCUGAUGACCACGGUGAAGACGAGAGCCUGUCGGAGCAGACGAUCCUCAACAUGAUUUCCAGGAACAACAGUUCAGACAUGAACAUUGCUGGGUUGAUGAGCAUGUCAACGUCCUCGACCACCGGAGCGGGGCCGUCUCUGUCGGCUGCGGCGGAGUCGCCCGGCGACCAGAGCGGCGCGGAUAUGUCCCAGCCUGACCACUGGAUGUCCCAGCAGCACCCUCCACCCAAGCUGGAGGCUGGCCAGAGUCACAGGACUAACGAAAGCUCGUCGGCCCCCGAGCAUCCGUUGCAGCAAGACGGCGCUGGCUAUCAGAAGCAGAGCGGCAAGAACGCCCCGGCGGCCAAAGUGUCGCUCAAGGAGUACCGGGCCAAGCACGCCGAGGAGCUGGCGGCGCAGAAGCGGCAGCUGGAGAACAUGGAGGCCAACGUCCGCUCUCAGUACGCCUACGCCGCGCAGAAUCUCCUGGUCCAGCAGCAGCGGGAGAGGGAAGUCCAGCAGGACAGCAACCCCUCUCCCAUCAUCUUGAAAAUUCCCAUGGGCGGCUCGGAGAACCCCGAGCGCCCUCCUGGUCCUGAAAAGGGUGACAAAGCCUCGGCGCUGAAGCUGAGGAUCCCGGUGGCAGGUGGAGGUGGGGAGAGGCCGCUCCCCUGCAAGCAGGAGGAGAUAAAAAUGCGGAUCAAGAUGCCAAAUGCCCCGGAAAGGCUGGGCUCUGCGGAUGAGAGC
Molecule: messenger RNA, 1184 nt
Organism: Tauraco erythrolophus (red-crested turaco)
Lineage: Eukaryota; Metazoa; Chordata; Aves; Musophagiformes; Musophagidae
Source: RefSeq, a predicted model, not a curated record